AAACUGCUUGUCAUUUUCAUUUGUGCUUGUUUCAGUUUGUCAUUCUCAUUCUCGGUCUCGGAUCUUUCGGAAUAAUAUUAAUUUUAGCAAUUAGUACCAGUAGUUGUAAAAUAUGGCUUUUAUGGGUGAUAUUAUGAAUCCAGCACCUCUUUGGCACAAUGGACCAUCUCCCGGCGCCCUUUACAAUUUCCCAGGAAACUCCAGUAACUACGGUCCUGCAAAACACACUAUUCAAGAUUAUAAAACUCAUUCUGCAUCUCCAAUCACCACAACCACAACAGUCAUAGGGCUCAAGUUCGACAAGGGUGUGGUGAUAGCCGCAGACACCCUGGGUUCGUAUGGCUCCCUGGCCCGAUUCCGAGACUGUCCCCGUGUGAUCAAGGUCAAUGACCUGAUCUUGCUUGGUUCAGGGGGCGAUUAUGCCGAUUAUCAGUAUUUGAAGGAUAUUAUUGAGCAGAAAAUUAUCGAUGAGCAGUGCAUCGGUGACGGCCUCCAACUGAAGCCCCGCUCGCUACACUGCUGGUUGACACGAGUGUUGUACAACAAACGUAGCAAGAUGGACCCGCUCUGGAGCAAUUACGUGGUCGCCGGAAUUCAGGAUGGCGAACCAUUCCUUGGUGCAGUAGACAAGUUGGGCACGGCUUACGAAGACUCCACCAUCGCGACCGGGCUGGGAGCCUACAUGGCGACCCCGCUGCUGAGGGAUGCCACCGCCAAGGGACCCUUGGAUGAGGAGUCAGCCAAGAACCUUGUACGCAAAUGCAUGGAAGUGCUGUACUACCGCGACGCUCGUGCGUUCCAGCGUUACCAGCUCGGAGUGGUGACCUCCGCCGGGGUCGAGGUCGAAGACAUCUCGGAGGUCAAGCCGGACUGGUCGGUCGCGCACAUGAUUCAGAUGAAGUGAAAUAUAUUUGUUCUUGGAUAA
Messenger RNA from Amyelois transitella, 925 nucleotides. RefSeq names its product proteasome subunit beta type-4 (gene Prosbeta7). Gene Ontology annotation, cellular component: proteasome core complex. The coding region runs from base 113 to 904 and encodes 263 amino acids. The record is from RefSeq and is a predicted model, not a curated record. Lineage: Eukaryota; Metazoa; Arthropoda; Insecta; Lepidoptera; Pyralidae. The transcript has 5 exons.